AUGGUGGUGGCAGCCAGGAAAGGGGGGGUGACGGGCUCCCCCCUCCUCAGCAGCCCCCUGCCCAUCACCAGCACGGCUCAGCCAGGGCUCCUGGGGGGCUGGCUCAGCCGGAUCCCACUGCCCAGAUGGGCUCUCAUUGCUGUGGCUGUGGCAGUGGCCAUUCUCUUCCUCCUCUUCCUCAUCUGCAUCAUCAAGUGCUGCUGUUGCAAGAAGAAGCCCAAGAAGAAGGAGAGAGUUGGCUUGCUCCCUGUCAGCAGCUCCACCACGGCCAACCUCGUCCAGCCUGGGCUGGAGGACCUGGAGCAGGGCACGGAGCAGACGUGGCGAGGAAAGCUGCAGUACUCCCUGGAGUACAACUUCCGUGCACACGAGCUGAAAGUUGGUGUGAAGCAGGCAGCUGACCUGAAAGCCAUGGACAGUGGAGGCACAUCUGACCCAUAUGUGAUUGUCUACCUGACGUCUGACACGACAAAGAGAUACGAGACCAAGGUUUACCGCAAGACCCUCAACCCCAUCUUCAACGAGAGCUUCACCUUCCAGGUACCCCAGGCAGAGGUUCCUGAAUCCACGCUGGUGAUGCAGCUCUACGACUUCAAUCGCUUUGCCAAGCACGACAUCAUCGGGGAGGUCCGGCUGCCCCUGGCCAAAGUCAACCUGCAGCACGUCACCGAGCAGUGGAGUGACCUAGCAGCAGCCAGCAAGGUGGAGGAGGAGCAGCUGGGUGAGAUCUGCUUCUCGCUGCGCUACGUGCCCAGCACGGGCAUGCUGACUGUGCUCAUCCUGGAAGCCAAGAAGCUGAAGAGGAUGGACUCCCAUGGGCUUUCAGACCCUUUUGUCAAGGUGCAUCUCAUCCUGAACAGGAAGAAAUGGAAGAAGAGGAAGACAAGUGUGAAGAAGAACACCCUGAGCCCUUACUUCAACGAGGUCUUUGUUUUUGAGGUGCCUUUCAGUCAGAUCCAGAGCGUGGACGUGGUCAUCUCCGUCUGGGAUCACGACAAGGUGACGAGGGACGAGCCCAUCGGCAAGCUGGCGCUGGGCUGCCGAGCCACGGGCAACCAGCUGCGGCACUGGUCGGACAUGCUGGCCAACCCCCGCCGGCCCCUCGCCCAGUGGCACAGCCUGCAGCCCCCCGACGUGGUGGACAGAGCCCUGGGCUUGAAGCCCCACCUGCGGCUGCCCCUGACCUCCAGAUAG
Dryobates pubescens (Downy woodpecker) is the source of this 1194-nucleotide messenger RNA. RefSeq names its product synaptotagmin 8 (gene SYT8). Gene Ontology annotation, biological process: cellular response to calcium ion; regulation of calcium ion-dependent exocytosis; synaptic vesicle endocytosis. Gene Ontology annotation, molecular function: calcium-dependent phospholipid binding; phosphatidylserine binding; syntaxin binding. The transcript is spliced from 8 exons. NCBI's taxonomy places the organism in Eukaryota, Metazoa, Chordata, Aves, Piciformes, Picidae. Gene Ontology annotation, cellular component: dense core granule; synaptic vesicle membrane; axon. The record is from RefSeq and is a predicted model, not a curated record. The coding region runs from base 1 to 1194 and encodes 397 amino acids.